This is a messenger RNA of Letharia lupina, 675 nucleotides long. RefSeq lists its product as uncharacterized. NCBI's taxonomy places the organism in Eukaryota, Fungi, Ascomycota, Lecanoromycetes, Lecanorales, Parmeliaceae. The transcript is spliced from 3 exons. Bases 1 to 675 code for a protein of 224 amino acids. Gene Ontology annotation, biological process: regulation of DNA-templated transcription. Gene Ontology annotation, molecular function: DNA-binding transcription factor activity, RNA polymerase II-specific; RNA polymerase II cis-regulatory region sequence-specific DNA binding. The record is from RefSeq and is a predicted model, not a curated record. Gene Ontology annotation, cellular component: nucleus.
AUGCGUUGGCGCGAACAUCUGAACAAACGCCUGGGGCCACACAAAAAGAAUGGGCUGCAAUGGGAAGAAUGGGAGGAGCGGCUCCUUGUGUCUGGCCACUACGCUGGUCUGACUUGGAAGGAGGUCACUAAGUCGAUCACUGGGCCAGAUCAAGACGAACCCUGGACUUCAGAGGAGCUUGCGCUGCUCGAAUACCUUCGCUGGGAGGGCAGCACCUGGGAUGAGAUCGGUCAAGAACUUCCCGGGCAUUCGUCCAACGCCUGUAGAAUGCAGUGGUGUAAGGAGACAGAGGGGAUCCAAGGCCCCUCCAGCCAUCAGGGACUCAAUGAUACUUGGUCAGGAGAAGAGGUCAAGGUUCUGGUCGCCCUCCACAACACGAUUGGUCCUCGUUGGCAAGAGAUCUGCAAACACAUUCCUGCCGUACGGAAUUUGCAUGUAGAACAUGGUUUUACACCAAAUGCACAAAGGAAGACGGAGUACGCGGGCCCCCCUUCAGAGUUUUGGAAAGGAUUCUUCGAGAAUGGACCAGGGCCUGGCGACAUUGACUCGGACCUGAAGGAGGCUACCUCUGAUACUCAAAUCUUAGAUGGAUUCUCAACACCUAGACUCACGGGAAACCAGCAGUCCAGGGUGGAUGCAAGGACGCGGAAGGUCAUUGACAUCCCAAUGGUUUAG